Messenger RNA from Cricetulus griseus (Chinese hamster), 6987 nucleotides. The record is from RefSeq and is a predicted model, not a curated record. Lineage: Eukaryota; Metazoa; Chordata; Mammalia; Rodentia; Cricetidae.
AGCCUCAAACUUCUUUUUGUAAUUUUUAUUUUUUAGAUUUAUUUAUUUUUAGGAGUAUGGGUGUUUUGCUGUGCACCAAGCGAAUGCAGUGAUCUCAAUGGCCAGGAGAGGGUGUUGCUUUGAACCAGAGUUACAGGUGGUUGUGAGUUACCAUGUGGGUGCUGGGCUUUAAACUUCCAUCCUUUGAUCACUGAGCCACUUCUUGAAUCCCUUAGCCUCUAACUCUUGUUCCUCCUGCUUCCACCUCUCAAGUGCUAGGGGUAUGGGAUUGUGCUGCCAUGCCUGUCUGAAUCUAUGCUUUUAAACUACUCUACCACCGAUGGAUGGAUGGAUGGAUGGAUGGAUGGAUGGAUGGAUGGAUGGGUGGGUGGAUGAGUAGAUGGAUUGGUAGUGGGUGGAUGGAUAGAUGGAUGGACGAUCUGUUUCAGACUUGCUCGUUAAGAAACACAGCCAUCCUCUGGGAAAUCUGAAUGUUCCGUCACUGCCUGGGAGAAUUUUGUGAUAAAGUGAGCUUUGUGUUCAGAAAUAGAAACGAGGAGGAGGGGAAGGGAAGAGGGGCAGAGGAGCCCUGGUGUGCAGGUCGCAGGGCUUCCUUCGGAGGAGGGCACUGUCCUGAGCACUGGCACCGGCAGUGGCUGACUGAGAGCCUGAGGAGGCCCCACAGGGCUGCGGUUUGAAUGAGGACAGCAAUUGUGCAAGAAUGGACAGCCUUGCCCCAGCCUGCGUCUCCUGGCCUGAGUCACACUGGAAGAAGAGAGUGAGAGCCCUGAAACCCCUUGGAUAGAGAGCUGCCAAGGCCUCCAGUGUGACAUGGGUGAAGUCAUCACGGAUGAGCUCAGGAGAGGCACCUGGGAACACGGACCCAGUUUAUUUGGCCUUCUCAUAUGGACUGAGGACCACCUGCUCUCCAGGAGUCCCCCAGGCCUUCAACACAAGCCUCAAGGAUGGAAUUUCUUCAGUUCCAGUUGGUCAACCCAAUCCAUGUUAUGCAGCCUUUGGGACAGUCUCACCCUCAGUCACCGUGUCCGGAGCUGGAUCUCAGGCCAUCUAGCUAAGACGCCUUCCAUGGGUCUGGUGAUGGAGAACGGCCAGGUGCUCCCGGCUUUCCUGCUCUGUAGCACACUGCUAGUCAUCAAGAUGUACGUGGUGGGGGUCAUCACAGGCUACACCAGGCUUCGGAAGAAGGCUUUUGCCAACCCCGAGGACGCCCUGAGACAUGGAGGCCUCCAGUACUACAGGAGUGAUCCCAACGUGGAGCGCUGCCUCAGAGCCCACCGCAACGACAUGGAGACUAUCUACCCCUUCCUCUUCCUGGGCUUCGUCUACUCCUUCCUGGGACCUGAACCUUUGAUCGCCUGGAUACAUUUCCUUGUUGUCCUCACGAGCCGUGUGGUACACACGGUGGCCUACCUGGGCAAGAUGAACCCGAGAGUCCGCUCUGGAGCCUAUGUCCUGGCCCAGUUCGCCUGUGUCUCCAUGGCUCUGCAGAUCCUCUGGGAAGUGGCCCACCAUCUGUGAUGAGUGGCUGAAGCCUCUUCAGCUAUUACAUUGUCGACAGAAGCCAUCGAGGCUGAACCUGGGGACUUGGUGUCCCUUCUAGAACAGGGAUGGACUCUGGUCCUGGGUGUGUGUUCCUUAGCCUCUUGGGAUCUGGAUGAAGUACCCAAUUAGAACCACUUACAGAUGAGUUGUCAAGACUGACAGAACAUCCUUAACCUCACAAAAGCCUUAAACACCACUCACACUCCCUCUUGCCCCUUAAAACUGAAAGGACACCCAGGCGGUGCACAGCUUUAAUCCCAGCACUUGGGAGACAGAGGCAGGCAGAUCUCUGUGAGUUUGAGGCCAGCCUGGUCCACAGAGUGAGUGCCAGGACAGCCUCCAAAGCUACACAGAGACCCUGCCUUAAAACAAAAACAAAAACAAAAAAAACAAAAAAAUGAACCAACCAAUCAGCCAGCCAACUGAAAGGACAGGGGAUUCUCCAACAUAGCCACCAUUCCAUCCAGGGUUAAAGAUGAAGACUUCCAGGCAGUCCAAGGAGAGACACCUAGCUCUGGUGUGUGACCCAGGAAGUCUUCACAAGAGGCCAAUCGAUGGCCAGCUCCCUCUCAGGCUGUGGAGUUAGGGGAGUGGGCAGGUCUGCAUGUCCCUGCUGCCACCCCUGCCUUUGUUCCAAGUGCCUUAGUCAGUAUGGGCUCUGUAAUGGGGAGUGCUCACAGGGAGCUCUGCCUGCCUGGUCAAGGCCUGAGCUCCCCAAAGGCCAUCAGUCAGGGUGGGCUUUAUCUGACCAACUACUGAAAGAAAACUUUGGGUCUCUUCAGCAUCUGUGAUGUUUGAAGAUGCCAAAGUGUGUGUGUGUGUGGUGUGGUGAUGUGUGGUGUGGGGUGGUGUGUGGUGUGUGUGGUGUGGUGUGGUAUGGUGUGGUGUGGUAUGGUGUGGUGUGGUAUGUCUCCCUCCAGAGUCCCCCUGAAACCUGUUCAUGGUUAGUCAUUAAAUAGUAAUGUGUGACCUGUGAAUGCCCCGUGGUCCCUAUUUCCAAUGUCCAUAAUGUCCUAGCUGGCCUGGUGCCUGCUGAGAAUUUUGGGGAUUUUGGUGUUUCUAUGUUUUGCUUUUUGAGACUGGGUUUCACUUAGCCCAGGUUGGCCUCAAACUUACAAUGUAGCCGAGGACAACCAUGAACUAACAGCCUGCCUGUAUCUCCUAAGUGCUGGGAUUAUAGACUUCCGCCACCACAGUGGGUUCCUUUCUGGGGCCAAGCUAGCACAGACAACAGGCUGCUCCGGGGAAGUCCCCUUCUUCAGCAAGGAGAUCCCUUAUAAGGUGCUUGGCUUGGGAUCCUGUCCUGCCAGGUGACCUUCCCUGCAGCUCUGCCACCUGGUAGGUAGGAUGCUGUUUUUCUCUACAGCUGGAGACCACCUGGAAGUACAGGGGCUGCUCCAGAGGCUGGGACAGUCAGGUUCCCAAGCCCUGCCUGCCCUCCAACCAAGGCUGAUGCCUAGUGUCCCUACCCCUCUUCCCAACGGGGACCAGAGAUCUGCUCUGUGAAGCGCACAGCACACUGGGAGUGGAUGACACUGCCCUCUGGUGGUGAGAUGAAGCCAUUGUUCUUGGAGUGCUCGUCUGAGGAAAACAAAAACCAAACAUGGCCUCCCCACACACUUUGAGUGCCAGCUGUUUGCUGAGCAUUAGGCUGGAUGUGUCUUCAUCUGUCACCCCCACCCCACUGCCCCAUUUAAUACUUAAAAUAAUUUUAAGAAGGAGGCAUUUGUACAUUUUAGAAAAAUCAGGUGAGUUCAGGUGGUAUGGCCAAAGACCAUUUCUGCAUUUUCAUAUUAUGUAUACGGGUGUUUUAGUGUGAAGGCAUGUCUGUAUCAUAUGUGUGCCUGGUGCCCAUGGAGGCCAGAAGAGGGUGUUGGAUCCCCUGGAACUGGAUUACAGACAGUUGUGAGCCACUAUGGGUUCUGAGAAUUGAAUCUGAGUUCUCUGAACCACUAAGCUGUCUAUCCAUUUCAGCAUUUUAGCUGAGGGAUUCAAAGCUCCAAGGAGAGAGAUGACUUGUCCUGAGUUCCUGGUCCAGGACAGGAGAGAACUCUGCAAGGUAGGGCCCAGGAGGGAUGGGGCCCAGAGAGGUCUAAGCAGGACAGGUGGACAUCUGUCCAUUCUGUGUUUUCCCUCUUGGGGAAGGUGGGCUUGUGAGAGCCAGGUGUUCCAGUAAGAACCUUCCAGUUGCCUGGUGCAGGAACAUAUAUCACCCAUGACUGCAUAAUCUGGGGUCUGGGUGGUGGAACUGGACCACUGCAGUAGGACAGGCAGCAUGGCAAGGAACUGUAACAGCCCCAUGUGGGGUAAGGCUGGGACCACUGGCCAGGGGUCCUCUGGGAUAGUGAGGCUGAGGUCCAAUGGGGAGGUGAGCAUGCUGACACUGGCCAGGAAAUGUAAAGAAAUUCAGUUGGGCUGGGUGUGACAGCACACACCUUUAAUCCCAGACAGAGGUCAGUGAAUCUAUGUUGGAGGCCAGCCUGGUCUACAAAGUGAGACCUUGUCUCAAAAAUGAAAGAAAACCAAAAAAUACAACUGUGAGGGUGGGAAGAAGUCAGCCCCAGUGUGCCAUGGUAUGAAAUUGGGGUUAGAGGGAAAUCGGGGUAAGAGGCUCCUAGGGUGGUCAGGGAGAACACACAGUGGGGUGGAUACCUAGGCAAGUGGGCUGGGUGGGCUGUUAUAUGACCCUUACUCUCCAAGUGGCUUGGGCAGCGAGUAUCCUAGCUAUGCUCAAGAAUAAGAGAGAGGUGGGGACAGUGGCUCCAGCAGGGUGUCACUGGGCUUAGUGGCUUGUUCUGUUCGCAUCCUCAUGGUAGGGAGUGCAGUGAGUAGUCUCCUGGCUGCAAAUUUGGGCUCGAGACAGGCUCCAGCCUGCAGUACAAGACAGAGCAGGUGCACUGCCCAGGGAGGCGCCUUGGCCAGUACCACCUCCUGAACCAGCCAGAGGUGGCAGGCAGCACACAGUGCCUGCAUACCCCUCCAACCCUGAUACCACAUCAGAAACUCUUGCUUUCCUCUGGUUUGGUCUCUUGUCUGAGAACAUCCAUUUCCCAAAACUUUACCCAGAUAGGACCAGUCUCUCCUUGCCCUAGGAUCAGAGACUGAGAAGGGUGUGGCUGAGUUUAUGAGGUCCUAGUGUGGAGCAGCCUGAACAGCAGCCUGGAGCCCUAGAGUCCCAGACAUAGGAGUUGGGCAAGGACUUAAUAGGCCUCUAGGAGCCUGGGAAGCUAGAGCUGUCCCUAGUUGAUGCCCAGUGUCUUGGGGACAUGCCCUAACCUCUGAGCAGGAGGCCAGGGCCAAGAUAGAGUUCAUAUAAACUCAAGGGCCAGUAGCCACACUGUAAUCUUUUUUAAAAUAAGUCUUUCUGCAUGUAUGUAUUCUUUGUGUGUAUAUGUGGGCACAUAUGUGGAGGCCAGAGGACAACCCCAGAGUCAGUUCUCUUGUGGGCCUAGGGACUGAAUUGAGAUCCUCAGGCAACAAGUGCCUUUACAAUCUGCGGGCCCUUGCAAUCUGUAGACUAGGCUGGCCAUGAAUUUGCCGGAGAUCUGAGAUUGCAAACAUGCGGCAGUGACAUUAAAUUUAGUAUCACCUUGCCAUUCUACCUUCCUGGACACCUUGCCAUUCACGCAGUCAGCCUGGUUUUGGGGUAAUUAUUUUCCCAGGGUGCACUGCAUGUGUUUGCCUAGGUAUCUUCACACAUAAGUACCAACUGGAAUCACAGGCUAGUGCCACCACAUCAGCUCGCAUAGAUUUCCUUUUGGUCUCAACUUGUAGCCCAGGGUAAUCAGUAACUCACCAUGUUGCCUAUGUAAGCCUAGAACUCAGUAUAGGCCAGGGUGGCCUCAAGAUCAAAUAGCCAUGUAUGGUGGCAGACACCAUUAAUCCCAGCAAUCAGGAGGCAGAGGCAGACUGAUCACUACAAGUUUGAGGCUAACCUGAUCUAUGUAUGCAAUGAGACCGUGUAACAAACAAAAAACUGAAUAGUCUCAUGUUUUAGCCUAAACUUGCCUCCAGAUUUAGCCAAUCCACUUGCCCCAGCCUCCUAAACCUGGAGAUUACAAGUGUGAUAGGGUUUUUUUUUUUUUAAGAUUUAUUUAUUCUGUGUGUUAUGUUUUGCCUGUAUGAAUGUAUGUGUGCUAGGGGGUGUGUCUGGUGACUCGAAUGUCAGAAGACUGUAGUUUCAGGUAACUGUGAGCCACUAUGUGGGUACUAAGCACCAAACUCGAGUCCUCUGCAAGAGCAGCCAGCACUCUUAAUCGCUGAAGCCAUCUCUCUAAUCCCAGAAAUGUUUGUUAUUGUUUUUAAAUCAAAGGUAGUUAGCGAAGCAAGGACUCACAUUCCUGAAUCUUUCCUUCCCCAGUUUCAUCCUCAAGAGAUUAGCCAAUCACAUCAGAUUGUGAGGUUGUGCUCCCAUCAAUGGGAUGAGAUGCAGUCUGUGCUUACAUCCAGGAUAAAGGAAGCCAUGUUGGCCUGGUUGUUUUGGUAGCCUGCCUGGUUUGGGUUCUGGCUCAUCCUUUUUGCAAAAUGAAUACUAGGCUGAGAUACUUUGGCUUUAUUUGUAUGUGUUCCCUUGUGCUACACUGGGAUUAUUUCUAAUGCAAGUAAGAGUCACCAUGUCCAGGUUUUUAAAAUCUAUUUGUGAAGCUUGAGGUACCUACAAGCAUUCUAAAAAGAUGGCGUUAAUUUGGAUAGGAUACAUAUUUUUAAAGUGUUUUUCAUUUUCAUCUGAGAGAAAUUUACAAGGGUAUACGGAAAGGAGGGAGACCACCUUUGCCUCCCAGAGGAAAGCACCAACCACAUGAUGGUUUUUUCAUCCCCCCUUUUUUAAUUAUUGCAAAUUUUAAGCACAUAUCUGAAAUAUAACACACAUGUCAUGUAAGACAGUGAUCCUGGCUUCGGGGUCCACUGUCCUCCUUAAAGCACAUGCUGCCUUUGGCAUUAUUUUCUUUCUCCCAGGAGAUGCCGCCAUGGCCAUUGGCACCAGCCACGGAUUUAAACAACUUCACUUUGCAAAGUUUGAGUGAAGAAAAUAAUGAGUCUCUGUGAGGUAGUUGUUUUUGACGACUUGACUAAAAGUGAGGGUCAUGUGGGAAGAGGAACCUCAGUUGAAAAAAAAAAAAAAUGCCUCCAUCUGGUUGACCCGUAGGGACCAGGGAGACAGCAGGAACAAGGCCUGAGUUAAUCCCACAAUGUCUGAAGGACAGUUCCUGCAACCCCUUUGAAACUUACCCAAGUAUCUCCAAGGAUAAAACCUCAGCCAAUUAAAAGUGUACUAAUAUAAUGCUGCUUGUUUAACCAAUUAUGUCUGAGAUGACCUAACUGUCCCUAAAAUUCCUCUAGCUGUGCUUACAAAGAAGCCUGCACACUCCUCUUGGGGUCGUUGACAUUUUGUACAGGUGAAUGACCCCACAUAUGCGGGUAAAUACAUGUUCUUGCUCUUCCAUA